UAUUCAAAAUCCAAAGCGAGUUUCCCGUCUAAUUCAUAUUUAUAGUCUUUGCAAUUGUAAUUUCUUGUCUCUUUCUAAUUUUUUCUCUUUUUCACGGCGGACUGUAAGCGAACAAGAUGUUCACGUCAAACGCGAAAAUUGUUAAAAGCGGCGGCGCUGAGCCGGAUGUUUGUGAAGCUAGUGUCUCGCAGGCUCUUUUGGAAUUGGAAAUGAAUAGUGAUUUGAAGUCUCAACUUCGUGAACUUCACAUUACAAAAGCUAGAGAGAUCGAAGCUAAUAACAAGAAAUCGAUCAUCAUUUACGUUCCAAUGCCAAAACUCCAGGCGUUCCACAAAAUUCAAACGAGAUUGGUACGUGAAUUGGAAAAGAAGUUUUCUGGAAAACAUGUUAUGUUCGUUGGAGAUAGGAAAAUUUUACCUAAACCAACAAGAAAAACGAGGACAAAGAACAAGCAAAAGAGACCAAGGAGCCGUACUCUCACUGCAGUGUAUGACGCUCUUCUCGAGGAUUUGGUCUUCCCCGUUGAAAUUGUAGGAAAACGUAUCCGAGUCAAGCUUGAUGGUUCGCAGCUUAUUAAAGUUCAUCUUGAUAAGAAUGAACAAACCAAUAUUGAGCACAAGGUUGACACUUUCGCAUCUGUCUACAAAAAAUUAACUGGCCGUGAUGUUGCAUUCGAAUUCCCUGAAUCGUAUGUAUAAAACAUGUUUCAGUAAAAAUAAAAAAAAAUUGUUUAUACAUA
Messenger RNA from Leptopilina heterotoma, 739 nucleotides. RefSeq names its product 40S ribosomal protein S7 (gene RpS7). The transcript is spliced from 5 exons. Gene Ontology annotation, molecular function: structural constituent of ribosome. Gene Ontology annotation, biological process: ribosomal small subunit biogenesis; translation; rRNA processing. NCBI's taxonomy places the organism in Eukaryota, Metazoa, Arthropoda, Insecta, Hymenoptera, Figitidae. Gene Ontology annotation, cellular component: 90S preribosome; ribosome; small-subunit processome. The coding region runs from base 117 to 698 and encodes 193 amino acids. The record is from RefSeq and is a predicted model, not a curated record.